UGAAUCUGUGAUCUACUUAGAUGGUUAAAGUGCGAGAAAAGAGAAGAUACAAAGUGCUUUAGGUUAAGGUGCAAAUAAAUUAUGCAUAAUUAAUGGCAUAAAUGAUUACAAAGAAAAGGUUACUCCAGAGAAAGAAUUGGGCUGCUUGGUCUGUUUUGUGCUAUGUUCUGUUCUCAUUACUUCAAAAGAAGCAAAUGAUAAAGUAGAAGGGGUUUCACUCCAAAUCCUUUUUGACAGAGCAUCCAGGUUUCACAUCUCCAGCUAAAAGCUAAUGUUUACAGUGCUUCAUUUGGGAAACGUCCUGAAAGCUGAAGGAAGAGGAUCUACCCCAGCCAGCUCUCAAUCCACACUGUCCACAGCAAGCAGGUCAGAAAAAUGUUGUUUGUCUGAAUUCCUGGUGUUGCUGAUCAUUGAGAAGAAGCAGAUGGUACUAAAUCAGGGAAAUAAUUUCUGUUUUUUGCAGCAGUUCAGAGGACUUUGCCGUUACUGGGUCUUUUUCUCAAUUGUCUUUGUUUUCAUUUCUGAGUUUGCAGGUGAAAAGUGCUAAAAACUCUUGAAGACUCUUACAGCAAAACUUUGCAGACAUUUUUGUAGACCACUAGGUAACCCUGGAUUUAAAAUGUUUUUCAUCUUGUCAGUUUUGAGUACCAUUUGCAGUCUUGAAUGCUAAUCCCAAAUAUGCUUUCUCCUCUUUUCUUUACAGGCUAUUGAGUAGAUGUUGUCACUGCAAUGCUUUGAAAUCUGUAGAUUAUAACUAAAACACAGGAUUAGAGCACACUAAAAAAUGAGAAAUAUCUUUGUUAUUUAAAAAAAUAAUCAAAAUUAUUAGGCUUUCCUGUUACAGGAAUGAAAGUGAAUUGAUUGGUUUUUAGCAUUAACUGAUGGUCACAACCUCAAGGAGAGGUUAGAUUUAACAAAAAUCUUUAUUUGUACUAACAGUUGUUUCCUUAAGUAGGAAAAUACAAUAAGAGUGAACGUGUAUCCCAGAAUAUGACAUAAAAACUCUUUAUUAACAUCUAUUUUCUAUGGACAUAUUUAGGAAAUAUUUACAAGAUCAUUUUUCACCCAUAAAACCAUUUUAGAUUUAUUUUUUUUUUCCACCAGGUCAUGUUAAUAGAGUUUUGAUAUAAAAUGUAAGUACCAUCUAACUUUCUGCUCUAUAAUCCUGAUUCUGAAGUGGGUGGCACUUAGAGACAUAGUAACACUUAAUUUUACAUCCAUGUCCUAUGAUACUUUCUCAGGAGCAGAUGUUAUCCUCUAGGAUUAUUUACAGCUGCUCAGUAUUUCUCUACCACAAUCUCCAUGUAGCAUGGAGAACACAGUGAAUUACUGCUGGUCUUCACAAAGUGUUCUGGGGAGAAAAUCUGCAUCCAGAUUUUUUAUGUUGUCAGAUACCACAGAAAAGAUUAAGUUGUGCAGUUUCAAAGUAUUUGAGUUUAUUCGCCUGAUAGGCAGGUUAAAUAUUACUAUAAAAGCUCCUGCUAAGGAAAAAGGAAAUAAUUCCACUGUUAAAUAAGUUACUUUUCAUGGAGGAUUUAAUUUCACCUAAACUGAGAUCCAUGCAUCAGAGAUGUAGGGAUCAUAGAAUCAUAGAAUCCUAGAAUCCUAGGGGUUGGAAGGGACCUCGAAAGAUCAUCUAGUCCAACCCCCCUGCCAGAGCAGGGUCACCUAGAGUACAUCACACAGGAAGGCGUCCAGGCGGGUUUUGAAUGUCUCCAGUGAAGAAGACUCCACAACCUCUCUGGGCAGCCUGUUCCAGUGCUCUGUCCCUCUCACAGUAAAAAAAAAUUUUCUGAUAUUCAUCUUAAACCUCCUAUGCUCCAAUUUGUAUCCAUUACUCCUUGUCGUAUCACUGGUCAUCACUGAAAAAAUGAUGCGUGGUUAUGGUUGAAGACAUGGGACAAGAGGUAAAUGAACAGAAAAGGAACUUUAAAACCUGGGACAAAGGGCAAAAUUUUGCAACUUCAUUCUGGCCACGGCAAUUCCACAUGGAAAAUAAUUUAAUCAACAGUUUGCCUCUAGUUUUUUUCUGGUUUAUGGAUAGCUUCGUUAUUUGUAAGAACAGAAAAUUAACCUGUAUUUCAACACUCACCUAACCUUGUAUUGAGUUUAGUAACUUGUGUUUAAUGGUUGAAAAAGGAAAAUCAAUAGAUGGACCCAGGUUUUGGAAACAUCAUAGGCCUCCAGGUCUUCACUGGCUUCUGCUCUUAUUGUGGGCCAAUUUCUUUUUCCCAUGUUAGUCCUCAUGUGCACUUACAAGAAGCCUCUAAAUAGCAGUAAAAUUUGACAGUUGAGCCCAGUUCUGAAGAAACCUUCUGAACUACUUAAUAAUUAUUGUAAUAUUAAAAGAGAGAAAGAAAAAGAAGAAGAGUGCCAAUGGAAAGGAAGAAAAUAAUUUGACUGAAGAGCUUUUAGGAUCAUUAUGGUGAUUACAGAUGGAAGAGAGCAUUUACAAAGAGCAAAUGUAGAAGCGUCUAAGUCAAAUUUGAGGACACACUUAAGGGAUUACUGAAGUAAAGGUUCUUGGGAUAUGUGUGGUGAAUGGAUAUGUCAGUAACUGUUCAAGCUAAAGCAGUGAGAAUCAUGAUGGAAACAGUCUGGAAACAUCCUUCAGCUCCAUGUGAAGGAAAAGGAAUAGAGAAUCAGCUACUGAAUGCUUUGGUGUAAGAACCAGUAACCUUCUUAUAAUGCACACAGUAACAUCUGAUGUUGUGUUUGCCAAAGGAGAAUUGUGGGCAAUUAGCAGCCCCAAGGAAUACAUCAAGGAUCUGUAAGGAUCAGCUGAGCUACAGACAAGAUGCCAGAUCAGUACAGUACAUUAACUCCUUAAAAAGCUGGUGAUAAAAAAUAUAAGAAACAGAAACUGUUAAAAACAUCAGUUUGGUUGUGACUACCAUAAGUGACUUGAAUUCAUAACUGAAUUGUCUUUGGAUAAUCUCAAGAUACUUUUUUUACUUUUUUUUUUUUCCUUUUUGUUUCAGAAUUCAUAGCAACAGUUCUGCUAGUUUUCUUGGGUAGUCUACAGCAUCUACAUACAUCAUCUUUUGCCAUGAAAUUGUUUAAAUUACAGACUCUAAAAUCCUUGUGGACUCUGAAGCCUCCUAGUAGGACUUUCCAUGGACACCCCAGGCUGCUUGCCUCUGAUGUAUACUCACAGUACCAGGCUGUCAGGCAGGGUGAACAGGAAAUACCAAAGUACUUCAACUUUGCAAGGGAUGUUCUGGACAAAUGGUCUGAGAUUGAAAAGGCUGGAAAGAGACCACCAAACCCUGCCUUUUGGUGGAUAAAUGGAAAAGGAGAAGAACUGAAGUGGAGCUUUGAGGAGCUGGGGUUCCUGUCUCGGAAAGUGGCCAAUGUGCUGACUAAAGUAUGUGGAUUGCAGAAGGGUGAAAGAGUUGUUGUGGUCCUGCCACGAGUCCCAGAGUGGUGGCUGGUGAAUGUGGCUUGCAUGAGAACAGGAAUUGUCUUAAUUCCAGGAGUAUCCCAGUUAUCAGCCAAAGACAUCUUGUAUCGACUCCAGGCAUCAAAGGCCACGUGCAUCGUUACCGAUGACACGCUGGCUCCUGCCGUGGACUCCGUGGCAUCUGAGUGUCCAAUUCUGAAAAACAAGCUAAUCGUGUCCAAAGGCAGUAGGGAGGGAUGGCUGAACUUCACUGACCUGUACAAAAACCAAUCUGCUGACCAUUCCUGUGUCAAAACAAGGAUUCAAGACCCAAUGUGUAUCUUCUUUACCAGUGGAACCACAGGUUCUCCAAAGAUGACUGAACAUUCCCAGGGUAGUCUUGGUUUCAGACCACUUUUAAGCGAAAGAUACUGGUUGGAUUUGACUCCAGCAGACAUGAUAUGGAGCACAGCAGACACAGGAUGGAUAUUAGCUUCACUGGCAUCUGUUUUUGAUCCCUGGGUUUUUGGAUCAUGCAUCUUUAUACAUAGGCUACCACAAAUUGAUUCAACAACCAUCCUAAAUACUCUCUGCAGAUUCCCCGUUGAUGCCCUGGUUGGUGCUCCAACAUUGUUCCGCAUGCUGGUGCAAAACGAUCUCUCCAACUACAAAUUCAUGAACCUGAAGCACUGCAUGAGUGGAGGGGAGCCACUCAACCCAGAAGUCAUGGAGCACUGGAAAAGCAAGACUGGACUGGACAUCCAUGAAGUGUAUGGCCAGACUGAAACGGGAAUAAUCUGCUCUGUUUUUAAAGGAAUGAAGGUUAAACCUGGAUCAAUGGGGAAGGCAGCUCCCCUUUAUGAUGUUCAGAUCAUAGACAAAAAUGCUAAUAUUCUGCCUCCCGGACAACAGGGGGAAAUUGCUGUCAGAACCAAACCUAUAAGACCACUUGGUUUCUUCUCUGAAUAUGUAGAUAACCCGAAGAAAACUGCAGAAAGCGAACGUGGGGAUUUUUAUGUCACUGGAGACAGAGGGACUGUGGAUGAAGAUGGAUACUUUCAGUUUAUUGGCAGAGAUGAUGACAUAAUUAUUUCUUCAGGAUAUCGCAUUGGACCUUUUGAAGUAGAGAGUGCCCUGAUAGAGCACCCAGCAGUAGCAGAAACAGCUGUUGUCAGCAGCCCGGAUCCCCUCAGAGGAGAGGUUGUGAAAGCAUUUGUGGUCCUGUCCCCAACCUUUUCUUCCAGUGACCUGGAGAGCUUAGCCUGUGACUUGCAGGAACAUGUCAAGAAAACUACUGCUCCAUAUAAAUACCCUAGAAAGGUGGAAUUUGUCCAAGAGCUGCCAAAGACGGUCACUGGGAAGAUCAAGAGGAAUGAAUUAAGAAACAAAGAGUUUGUCCCUUCCAACCGUAACUACGUGAAGACAAAAAGCCAAGAUCCAAUGAUAAUCUAUUUUACCAGUGGCACCACAGGCUCUCCCAGAAUGGUUGAACAUUCCUAUGGAAGCUUUGGUCUGGGUUUUUCUAUCUGUGGAAGAUACUGGAUGAACUUGACUCACUCAGACAUCAUGUGAAACAUGUCAGAUACUGCUUAGGUGGUAAAAGCACUUGUCACCUUCCUUUCACAAGAUCCAAAAAACUGGCCUGUGAAUGAUCAUGUCAAGAAACUCACUGCACCAC
Molecule: messenger RNA, 5060 nt
Organism: Apus apus (common swift)
Lineage: Eukaryota; Metazoa; Chordata; Aves; Apodiformes; Apodidae
Product: acyl-coenzyme A synthetase ACSM4, mitochondrial-like
Exons: 16
Coding region: 3050-4954 (634 amino acids)
Biological process (GO): acyl-CoA metabolic process; fatty acid biosynthetic process
Cellular component (GO): mitochondrial matrix
Molecular function (GO): fatty-acyl-CoA synthase activity; fatty acid ligase activity
Source: RefSeq, a predicted model, not a curated record